AUGACACCCAAGUUCUUUGUUAUCGCUCGCGUUGUUGGGCGAGAUGGAGCCAUUGAUCUUUGGAAAGACCGGCUUGUCGAGUUAUGCAAAGUGUCAGCUACAGAACCCUACGGCGACUCGUACUACUGGGGUCAAGAUGUCGAUGGUGAGCCCGACACGCUCUGGGGUCUAGAAGGAUACACGCAUCCAAUUGGAUUCUUCAUCGACCAUGUUUCAUCAGAUAUUUUCAAAAGAGAGAUGGCGCUGGUUGACAAGGACGAGCUUUUGCGAACGGCCCAAGGAUUGGCUAGUCCGGACUAUGACCUGCAUCAUUACGAUGAGUACGCAGGUUUUCUUAAGAGGGCUGAUGAUGUCGCAAGAGAUUCUGUGCAGAGCUUCGUGGUGGUGAAGCACUAUUGGGCCAAAAAUGAGAACCUGAGAAGCGAGGUGUUAAAAGGACUAGCACAAUUCGCUGAGGGACUGACUUCGGGCUCUCCUCAGGUUCAGAGCGCAUUGGUGCUGAAGGAAUGUCGGGAUACGAGCAUGGCAAGCUUGUGGCUAAGGUUUGCAUCGGAGGAAGACUGGAAUUUGUGGGAGCGAUCCGAUGGAGUGCAAGAACUUGUUAACAGUGUAGAGGCGAAUUGCGUCCGUAGCGAAACUCAUCGGUCUCGAACCUUUAACGGCCAUUUAGGGAUCAAGGGCUAG
Messenger RNA from Fusarium musae, 684 nucleotides. RefSeq lists its product as uncharacterized. NCBI's taxonomy places the organism in Eukaryota, Fungi, Ascomycota, Sordariomycetes, Hypocreales, Nectriaceae. The transcript is spliced from 3 exons. The coding region runs from base 1 to 684 and encodes 227 amino acids. The record is from RefSeq and is a predicted model, not a curated record.